Molecule: messenger RNA, 1124 nt
Organism: Durotheca rogersii
Lineage: Eukaryota; Fungi; Ascomycota; Sordariomycetes; Xylariales; Xylariaceae
Product: mitochondrial import inner membrane translocase subunit TIM10
Exons: 2
Coding region: 102-401 (99 amino acids)
Biological process (GO): protein insertion into mitochondrial inner membrane
Cellular component (GO): mitochondrial inner membrane
Source: RefSeq, a predicted model, not a curated record
UCAUUUCUGUCAAAUGCCAAUCUUCUGUAUGGAACUCAGAGCUUUCCGAGAAAACACAAACUACGACGCUUUCCUCGUACUCUGGACCCCCGUUGCCAAAAAUGUCGUUCCUCGGAUUUGGGAGACCCCAACCCUCCUCGGAGGAAAAGAUCGCUGCCGUACAGGCCGAGAUGAAGCUCCUGACGGAAAUGCAUAACCGACUCACUCGGGCCUGUGCGAAGAAGUGUGUCCCCAAUGACUACCGAGAACCCGAGCUGAAUAAGGGCGAGAGUGUCUGCCUCGACCGAUGCGCCGCCAAGUUCUUCGACGUUCACCUGAAGGUGUCAGAGUUAUUGCAGCAGGAGAUGCAACAGAAGGGUGGUGGCGGCGGCGGCGGCGGCGGAUUCGGAUUCGGCGGUUAACCGGAAGGGGGUAGGCUUUGUGUGAUAUAUUAUAUAUGCCUGCCCGGUUUUGGCGUGUUAUAGCGCUACGAGAGAGGCCGUUGGUCGUCGAGAGGACCGACUGUACGAUAUAGGUACCCGAGCCGCCGAGAGCUGGAGAGGCUGGCUCGGGAUCUACCUAGGAGCCUCGCCUCGCGGGUUAAGGGCUGUGUUUAGCUCGUUCGAGCCUGUCGAAGGCGACACCUAGUACUGUGGAACAUCAUGGCCACGCCGACCAAGCUCGAGGAAUAAAAAUUCCCCUCAUGACCAGUCAAAAGCCCGCAGACACCGUGCUACGUGCCGCGGACAGGUUACCUACCGGACCAAUCGCCCCGACGUGAAGGGUGCGCGCAAUGGAUUUACCAUCAACAGCCUCUCUGCGUGGAAGCACGUGCUAUCGCGGAGCAGGAGAACCCAUCGACGUCGGGUGUCGCAUUCUACCAGGCAUAUCCGGGCCGAAGAUGGCUCUGGGGCUUGCCACUCUGUCUGUCGACUACCUAAUGUAGUUUUAUGUCACUUGACUGUACGCCCUCAAACCGUGGGUAGCUCGGCAUUGGACCUAAUAGCCGAGACUAUAUCUGCCCGAGGCUUACCAUUAGGCAUUGCCGCGCAACCCCGGUUCCUACCAUGGAAGCGGUUCAACGACUUCGCGGUUGUAAAGAGUCACCAGCGCGGUGGGCUUCACGUGUAAACGGCAGAAACCGG